Cladophialophora bantiana CBS 173.52 is the source of this 984-nucleotide messenger RNA. RefSeq lists its product as uncharacterized. The record is from RefSeq and is a predicted model, not a curated record. Lineage: Eukaryota; Fungi; Ascomycota; Eurotiomycetes; Chaetothyriales; Herpotrichiellaceae. The transcript is spliced from 3 exons. The coding region runs from base 1 to 984 and encodes 327 amino acids.
AUGCCUCGUGCUGGCGGUAUUCUCUUUGAUCUGGAGCAGGUUUCAAGUGAGCAUCGCCAGAGGUUCAUUCCCGCAGAGUACGACGCACUAGCAGCGAUGUGGGUUCGCUUCGUGCAAACUAGUCAUGCUCUAGGACACAUUCUGCGUGCCCAUUAUCGUGCCAGGGGCCCUCGGCCGAGCCUUGAAAAUGUCGAUAAUCUUGUAGAAGAGUUGCAGGAAUGCGCUCGACAAGGCCAAUUGUCAGAUGUCUCCAAUUACUCGCUCCGCAUGCAUGCUUAUCAAGUCGAGUUGUUCUACCAAGCCACAGUUACUGUCCUCCAUCGCCCAUAUGUCUUUGGCGGUCUUGCAGCUGUUCCUGCUACUGCUCCACUUCUGUGGCACAAGACGGCUUUAGCGAAAGCAAGAGCAGCCGCUUCAAACACGAACAAUAUUCUAGAGAAGCUGAUUGAAAUCGAUGCUAUCCAGUUUUUGAAAUCAAUGAUAAUUACCGCCAUAGAUCCCUCAAUGCAAAUUCACCUUUUCGAUUACAAGUCUGUUGAACCUCUCAUUAGCGGUCUCGCGGGCAAUCGCCUCCAACUAUGUAUGCUUAUCCUGUCAAAGCUCCGGGAGACGUACUGGAGCGCCGGGGUUAUGUACAGACUUUUCGAACGCGCGCAGCGAAUUCUUCAGGAGUCCAAGCGCUGCAAUCUCAAUACCGUUCCAAGAUUAGGCCAGGACCUUGACCAAGUAGUGAAUGACUGCGACACCCGACCAAAUGCAGAUUACCAUAACCGAUUGCAAAAACAUAUCGACACCCCUGUUCUUGACUCCUCCCUGGAGGGCUGGCCCUUGAUGAGCAAUACUACAACCGACGCAUUGCCAUUCUGGGACGGCCCUCUGAGCUUCGAUACUGUGGGUGAGCUACUCGGACCUGGUUCGGCCUCCCUGGAGAUGCCUUCGAGGGUUCAUUCACCGGCUGUUAUGGCGGUAGCGCACAAGCGUUGA